Messenger RNA from Pocillopora damicornis (cauliflower coral), 4059 nucleotides. Its product is annotated as exportin-T. Lineage: Eukaryota; Metazoa; Cnidaria; Anthozoa; Scleractinia; Pocilloporidae. Gene Ontology annotation, molecular function: small GTPase binding; tRNA binding. The record is from RefSeq and is a predicted model, not a curated record. Gene Ontology annotation, cellular component: nuclear pore; cytoplasm; nuclear matrix. Gene Ontology annotation, biological process: tRNA re-export from nucleus.
UCCAGACUUAACCUAAAUAUUUCUAGUUUUUCGGGUGUGUUUUGAAAGUAUGAGAUUAUAUCGAUGAGGAUCAAGUAGUGAAAAGGCUCGUUUUUUGAGAUGUGCCAUGAUGCUACCUAAUAACGGUCCUAACUGUUGCAGAGUGUUGCAACGUGGUUUCUUACAUGUGAUAGCGAUUUGUGUUUUGAUGUAGAAUAUCUCCGAAAUGUGAAGUGUUGAUGCCGAAACCGUUCAAAUCUUUAACCUUUAAGGAUUUCAAUAAAAUCGCGACAAAUUUCUCCUUCCGCCAAACUAAUCAGUGAGCGAAUUAACGAUGUGAACUGCUUCCCAUGAGGAAUACUGCGGAUUUCUACUGCCGUGAGUUUUGUAUGCGUUAUGGCUGAAAAUUUGCUACAGGGUCUGCAAUCGGCCGCAAAUUCCACAUCACAAGCUGAGGCCCUGCAAUAUUUUGAACAGCUGAAAAAUUCUGAAGAUGGAUGGAAACUUUGCGGUGAUGCUUUGGUUCGAAAUCUUUAUAGCGAUGAAACUGUGAAGUUCUUCUGCUUCCAAGUUUUGGAGCAUUAUAUUAAAACAAGACAUGCAACAGCCUCACCACUAAAUCAGUGUACAGCAAGAAAUAUUCUUUUAACAUGGCUUAAAAAUCAGUGUUGUAGUAAAACAGAUGAUCAAAACUUUUUGAAGAACAAGGCUGCUCAAGUGUUCAGUUUAAUUUUUGUCUGUGACUAUCCUGAAGGGUGGCCAACAUUUUUCUCAGAUCUUCUUCAGUGCUUGCAGUUUGGUGCCAAAGCAGUAGACAUGUAUCUGAGGAUUUUGAAAGCCAUUGACGAGGAAGUAGUUGACAGAGAUGUAACAAGAAAUCAGCAGGAGGCUGACAGAAACAUGAAGAUCAAAGAUGCUAUCAGAGAGACUUGCAUCACAAAUCUUGUGGACUCUUGGUAUCAAAUCUUGAAUACCUACGAGAACAGUUUAUCAUCAGUUAUGUGCCUAUGCCUGGAUGUUAUUGGAGCUUACAUUGAAUGGAUUGAUAUUGGCCUGAUAGCAAAUGAUAGAUUUAUAAGUGCCCUUCUUAGAUACAUGUCAGUGGAAGUCCUCCGUGAGAGUGCUUGUGAUUGUAUCCACGAGAUCAUCAUGAAGGGAAUGGAGCCAGUUGCCAAGCGAGAACUCAUAGAGUCUCUUGUCAGUGUUUUAGAAAAAAGCGGAGUCCUUCAGCUGCAAGAGGAUGAAGAUGCUGAUUUUUUAGCUAAAGUGUCAAAAUUGAUGAAUGCUGUUGGAACACAACUUCUCAACAGCUACAGCAAGCUUACAAAGUCUGGUGAUACAGAAUCUGCAGCCAAGUGCCUCUAUGCUGCUGAGAAAAAGAUGCAAUACCUGUUUAGAUUUCUUAGUCAUGAUGAUGAUGAUGUGUCCCAGAAUGUGUCUGGUUUUGGAUAUACUUACUUGACUGUGUUGAAACAGAUUGCAAAUCCAAGUGAACAACAGAAAGAAAACCUAAGGGGAAUUUUGCAUGUCAUUAUCAACAAGAUGAAGUAUGAUGAAUCAUACAACUUUGAUCAUGAGGGUGAAGAUGAAGUGAUGUUCAUGGAAUAUAGAAAGGAAAUGAAGAUCUUAUUUGACAAUAUUGCUCAGCUGGACCCUAAUCUCGUGCUGGUCUCGGUUCACAAUAUUUUGAAUUCAACGUUUGGGCAAUUAGAUGCAGCCAAGUUUAUGGAUGUGGAGAUAGCUGUGCGGGUUCUUUACAUGGUUGGAGAAGCAAUGUCGACCCAACAAUUGUACUCUGAUGCCUCAAAGUUUUCAGCGCUUCAGCAAAUGAUGAGUUUGUUGGUGACCAGUAAUGUGUCUUACUACAACCACUCCUCGGUGGCUCAAAUGUUCUUUGAGACAGUUGUCAGGUAUGACAGAUUUUUCAGCAUCCAAAGUCAACACAUUCCAGCAGUACUGAAGCAGCUGAUGUACAUGAAAGACUUACUGUCCCCAAUCAUAGAAAAGUUUGAUUCAGUUGUUAGCAAGCUAAUGUCGGAGACCAAUGAUGCCUCUUCCCUGAUGUUUGCCCAGCAGCUCUAUCAUCUUGUUGCCUAUGCAAGUCGAGCCAGUAAAGCUUUCCCCAACCAGCAAGCCCUAAAAGAAAGUGGCUGUGCACCAUGUUUUACAGAGGCUUUGCCGAUUUUCCUCAAAGCGCUGCACGUUCCCAUUCAUCGAGACACCAUUCACUCUGGCGUGCGGCAGUACCUCCACAGGAUGAUUGUUUGCCUGGGCGAGGGAGUGCUACCCUUCAUCCCUGUUGCAGUUUCACAUUUGCUGGAAGAUUGCACGGCGCGGGACAUUCAAGAAUUCAUUCCGCUGAUCAAUCAGAUCAUCAGCAGAUUCAAGACUCAAAUUGGCCCCUUCCUCAGGGACGUUUUCAUGGCAAUUGUUAACACAAUCUUCACGGUCCUUGGCAAACCAGCAGAUGAAAAAGAUGCACAGGCUGUCAAGGAAAAGGAAACUCUGAGGCGUAGUUAUUUCUUGUUUGUGGGUGCUGUGGUAACUAAUGAUGUGACAGUGGUCCUCACCUCUCAAACUCCCCAUGAUUUACACCAGGUGUUGUUGACAUUGAUUCAGGGAGGAGUAGAAUUUCCAGAUCCGGUGGCUCAAAAGAUUUCCUUCAAUAUUCUUCGUAAACUGGUUGAACUCUGGGGUGGCAGCAAUGGAUUGAAUGGUUUCAGAGAGUUCAUUUACGAAAAUAUUGUACCUGCAACGUUUGUGGCUCCAAUGAAGUCGAACUUUGACAUGAAUGACGCACAGACUAUUUUGGAAUAUACAAGGGCUUUACAGCACGCAGACAUAAAAACCUUCAAGAACUAUAUAAAGGCUUUUUUCACCAACCUUCGUUCUUGACCAAGGCUAAGUCCCUUCACCACCAGACGGAGGGAACGAGUUUUGUUUAAUAUUAAUAUAUGUAGUUACAGUGUGGUGGCUGUAAAAACAGAGGAUAGAGUUUAACUUUAAUUUUAUCAUAGAAAUGACAGCGUCCCCGAAUUAGAAAAUCGAAACAGUUAGUGUUAAACACAAAAUUUUACAGAUCAAAGGUUGAAUGAUAUUUACAAUUUGAGCAAAGCCUAAAACGGUUCUUGAAAUUAUCUUGAACAUACUAAACUACCUCAUAAGCUAUUCUUUUAUUUUAAAAAGAGUCAGUAUUUGGUAAACCUGUCAAAAUUGCAAAUCUGCUCUCUUUUGAAUAGAAAAUAGCACCGAAUUUUCUACAAAUUAUUUCAUAUUGGUAGCAGGGUCACCGAUUUAUGGUGGUGGGUUUUCCUGUAAAAGUGACAGCACUUACUUCAGUCUAAAACUUUUAAACUGAGCCUUUAUUUAAGGGUACCGCAAUCUCGCUCCGUGAAAGGGUGUUGAACAGAUCCAUUGUUACGUCUAGAGGGUAAAUAUUAUUCUGUAAAGAAAGAAACAAAUUACAUGUAUCUUCAACGGUACUCUUUUUAGAAGAACACACUAGUCAGAGAAAGGCAGUGUGCCUCUAUCUCGUUCACUCCCAAGAUCUAAAUAUUAAUUCUCUGCACCGUCUGCCUUACAUUUCAUAUACUAUUAAUUCUGAGAAUUUGGUGUUAGGUCAAGCAUCAUCCCGCUGGUGAUGAUUUUUCUUGCUUUCUAUCACCUUUCUGCUUGACAUUAUAUUGAUAUUGCAAGGUGGAAAAGUGUCCCUUUGAUCGCUCCUGGGAUUACAAUUCUUAAAUUUGAAUAUUAUGGCUAGGAAACCAGUCAGUCUGUGCAUGCAUAUUUAAGCGUUUGCUGGCAAAUGGAGAAAUUUACUUUGGGGUUCACUUGUAGGUCUCUAAUCGCUAUGAAUUUCCUGCAGAAGUAUUACUCAUAUUCACAAAAAUGCAAAUAUAUUCAAUUUAUUGCUCAAAAGCGGACAAGAAAAGUUAAAUUUUUGCCUUCUGCUUUCGCUCUAACCCGGUUCUUAAUAAUGUUAAUUUGUUAUUAUAAAUUAUUUCAAGACCUUGAUUUGUUAAUAGUAUCCUACAUGUACAGAAGAAAGAAUUUCGCUUUAAAUUAACCCAAAGAAGUCAA